AUGACGAUGUCGAAAACUUCCUUCAGGGGUGGAGGCGGGGGCCUGCCUGCCUCCCACCUGUUCGGAAUGGCCAGCCUUGUCCUCCUGUACUUCGGCUUCAGCCAUGGCAGGAAAGCCAUCAUCGAGGGCGAUGUCAUGCUGGGGGGCCUCCACCCUAUCCACCAAAAAGGAGGGAAGGAGAUAUGUGGACUCAUCAACAAGGACAGAGGGAUCCAGCGAGUGGAAGCCAUGCUCUUUGCUCUGGAGAAGAUCAACCGAGAUCCAUCGUUGCUCAAGGACAUCAAGUUGGGGGCCAUCAUCCUGGACACCUGUUCCAGUGACAGCUAUGCCUUGAACCAAUCGUUAGAGUUCAUCAGGGCUUCGAUCAACACGGUGGAUGCUACUGCUUUCGAAUGUCCUAAUGGCUCUGCUCCCACCCUCAAGUUCAACACCAAGGCCAUUACCGGUGUCAUCGGGGGAUCGUACAGUGAGGUGUCUUUGCAAGUAGCGAACUUGCUCAGGCUGUUCAGAAUACCGCAGGUGUCCCCUGCUUCGACUGGAACUUGGCUCAGUGAUAAAACCCGGUACGACUUCUUCGCCCGCACCGUUCCUCCAGACACCUUUCAAGCUGUUGCCCUUGUCGAUCUUGUGCAGCGUUUCAACUGGUCCUAUGUGUCACUAGUCUCUUCCGAAGGACAGUAUGGCGACUCUGGCAUGACCGCCUUCCAGCGGGAGGCACGGAGCCGAAACAUAUGCAUAGCUGCAUCCGAAAAAGUCCCCCACUCGGCCACGAGCGAAGUUUUCGACACCAUCUACCAGAACCUCCUCCAGAAGCCUAAUGCCAGGGGUGUGGUCCUGUUCACCAGGGACGCUGAUGCUUCUGGCAUCUUGAAAGCUGCCAAGAGGCUCAACAAGACUCACUUCACGUGGGUCGCCAGCGAUGGGUGGGGCAAGCAGGAAAAGCUUGUUGAAAAUCUUGAACAGGCGGCUGAAGGCGCCAUCACGGUCGAACUGCAAUCCACGGAAAUCGAAGAAUUCAACAAGUACAUGAAGAGCCUUACGCCGUCGAACAAUCAGCGCAAUCCGUGGUUCGAGGAAUACUGGGAAAGCGUGUUCUCGUGCGUGUUGCCCAAGAACUCGAACAAUUCCAAACUGCCUAUCUGUUCUCCGAAUUUGAGGCUGGACGAGAGUGUCGGCUAUAGGCAGGAAUCCAAAGUACAAUUCGUGGUGGAUGCUGUGUAUGCCUUUGCUCAUGCGCUGGACAAAGUGUGGCGCGAACUUUGCAAGCCCAGAGGAGAGGGCUACUGCCAUGCGAUGCGAAGUCUGGAUGGUGGAAAACUGUAUCGGGAUUAUCUUCUGAAUGUAUCUUUCACAGAUCUCGGUGGAAACCAGGUGAAAUUCGACCAGCAAGGAGACGGUCUCGGACGAUACACCAUCUACAACUACCAGAAAGACGACAACUCCAGCAACUACUACUACAAAGUGGUGGGGAAAUGGUUCGACGGCCUGCACUUAGACCUGGACGACGUCAAGUGGCCGGGGGGUGGGAGCCUCACCACUUCGGUCUGUUCCCACCCCUGCGGUCCCGGCGAGGUGAAGAUCACGCAGUCGGGAGACGUCUGCUGUUGGAUAUGCCACCGCUGUGAUCCUUGGGAAUACGUAGUGGACGAAUUCACGUGCAGGGACUGCGGCCACGGAAGGUGGCCCUACCCCCACAAACAGAGCUGUUACGAGCUGGACCAGCAGCACAUGCGCUGGGACUCGCUCUUCGCCGUCGUGCCUGUGGUGGUGGCGGGCGUGGGCGUCCUCCUCACCUCCUGGGUGAUGAUCGUCUUCUUCCGAAACAACGACACCCCCAUCGUGAAGGCCGCCGGGCGGGAACUCAGCUACCUGUUGCUGACGGGCAUCAUGUGCUGCUACUUCAUGACGCCCGUCAUGCUCGCCAAGCCCACCCCGAUCGUCUGCGGGCUGCAGAGGUUCGGCAUCGGGUUCAGCUUCGCCAUCAUCUACGCGUCGCUGCUCACCAAGACCAACCGGAUAAGCCGGAUCUUCGAGAGUGCCAGACGAUCGGCGCGCAGACCAUCCUUCAUCAGUCCCAAGUCCCAGCUGGCCAUCGCUUCGGUGCUCAUAUCCGUCCAGGUGAUAGGGACAGCCGUCUGGUUCCUCCUGGAGCCACCGGGCAUCCGGCAGUACUAUCCGGACGGGAAGCGGAACCAGGUGAUCCUCAAGUGCAGCAUCCGGGACUCUUCCUUCCUCCUCUCGCUCAUCUACAACAUGCUCCUGAUCACCAUCUGCACCGUCUACGCCGUCAAGACCAGGAAGAUACCCGAGAAUUUUAACGAAUCAAAGUUCAUUGGAUUCACCAUGUACACUACCUGCAUCAUUUGGUUGGCGUUUGUGCCCAUCUACUUCGGGACAGGCAAUUCCUUCGAGGUGCAGAUAACGACCCUGUGCGUGUCAACUUCUCUGAGUGCGUACGUGGCCUUGUUCUGUCUCUUCUCCCCGAAGAUCUACAUCAUCAUCUUCCACCCGGACAAGAAUGUGCGGAAGCUCACGAUGAACAGCGCCACCUACAAGAGGGCACCCACGAGCAGCACCUGCGGGGGCACUUCCCUCAAUCAAGGAAACGGCAAAGAAGAAACAGUUAUCAAAGGGGAACUCAAGAGCAAUAACAUGAAAACUUAUGGUUAG
Messenger RNA from Uloborus diversus, 2670 nucleotides. It is a transcript of the gene mGluR, whose product is annotated as metabotropic glutamate receptor-like. The transcript has 6 exons. The record is from RefSeq and is a predicted model, not a curated record. Bases 1 to 2670 code for a protein of 889 amino acids. Gene Ontology annotation, biological process: G protein-coupled glutamate receptor signaling pathway; regulation of synaptic transmission, glutamatergic. Lineage: Eukaryota; Metazoa; Arthropoda; Arachnida; Araneae; Uloboridae. Gene Ontology annotation, cellular component: membrane. Gene Ontology annotation, molecular function: group II metabotropic glutamate receptor activity.